CAGAGGCCAUCAAUUCGAUGUAUCGGUGGUUCCAAAAUGCACAAGUGUGCUAUGCGUACCUCAGCGACGUCAGCGAGUCAACCUUUCCUACUAAACAAGACUUCAACAAGUUUGGCAAAUCCAACGGCUGGCCUGAGUGGUUUUCGCGGGGCUGGACGCUUCAGGAGCUGAUCGCUCCGAAACGGGUCAAGUUCUUCAACAGGGACUGGUUGCCUCUUAGCGGCAAGGAGAACCUUGUGGACACGUUGGAGAAAAUCACACGAAUUCCUAUCGAUGUCUUGAAGGACGGCCGGAUUCCAAGGCGUGUCUGCGUUGCUGAAAUCAUGUCUUGGGCUGCUGACCGGAAGACGACGCGAGAGGAAGACCGGGCUUACUCGCUGUUGGGGCUCUUUGGCAUUCACAUGCCGAUGUGUUACGGCGAAGGGGGGAAGGCAUUUCAGAGGUUACAGCUCGAAAUCAUCCGGGUUUGCAACGAUCACAGUAUAUUCGCAUGGAAUCCUAAGGGUCAGUUUGACUGGGUUGGCGGUGUCCUGGCAAGUGACUUGGGUCAUUUUCGUGGUUGUCGUGACAUUGAAAAGGUGGAGUCCGACGAGUUUGUCGACGAACUCACGAAAUAUAGUCGUCAGAACCGACUCGCCAUCGCCAGGAUGAUGUGCAACUUCAGUGGCAAACUCGCAUGUCUGAGGUCAGGCGGCCGUGCUCUUCGCGAACAGCUUGCCAUAUUCCUUGCCGUCGAUAGGGGCAUUCAAAUUUGCUUGCCCGUAAUACCCCAUCGCGACUCUGCAUCGGUCUUCAGAGCCAUACUGGCUUGUCGAGACUACUACGGAAACCUGAUUACCAUCGAUUUCAAAUCUUCUGGAGUUAGCUCCUACAGGAUCCCUGCCACUAGACGUAUUCGUAAAUCGCGUCCCCCGGAGCUUAGGAUUCACUAUCUCGCUUGGUCGGCCCCAUACAGCGGGGAAGAGUGCCAUCAUUUUAAACUCCAUGACACCCUUACCUCGUAUCAUGGUUUCACCCGUCGCGGCACGUUUCCACACAUGAUCGCAGAUAACGCAGUCACACUCUCGUCGCUCAUAAACGAUUUCAUCGUCGUAGUGUAUGCCAGCCACGAUUCCAGGCAUCUAUUUGCAGUUGGACUUGCACACUACCUCGGUACACCAUCGGUCCACGUGGUGUGUGACGAAUCAUCUGCGAAUCAAGAGGUGCCGUGGACAGAGUUCGCCAAGAAAGUAUACGAUACGCUGUGGAGUGCGCCAGUCGAGGACUUUUUUAUCAGCGGCGUGAAGUGCGCUCACCUUCCUCGGACAAUCUGGGAUUCGAAGGUUGUAUGGUACAGUGGGAACGUGCAGACCCAUGUGAUGGUCGACGUCGAGCAAUGCUCCGGUUGUUGCGUUGGGCCACGCGAAUGUACGGCUGCGUCCGUGAGCACUCUCUUUUCCAUAUGCAUAGCAGAUGUAACCAUCUAUGACCUUAGAAUGAUUGGGAUCGUCUUGAUUUGCCGGGGUUCAUGAAGACAGUUCACAAUUUUCGUGGGUUGAAGCUGGAUGGGAAGCGCGUGUGGCUUUGCGAGUGUUCUGGUCAA
Pisolithus orientalis is the source of this 1582-nucleotide messenger RNA. RefSeq lists its product as uncharacterized. The record is from RefSeq and is a predicted model, not a curated record. Lineage: Eukaryota; Fungi; Basidiomycota; Agaricomycetes; Boletales; Pisolithaceae. The transcript has a single exon. The coding region runs from base 18 to 1511 and encodes 497 amino acids.